Cydia pomonella (codling moth) is the source of this 2911-nucleotide messenger RNA. RefSeq names its product poly(ADP-ribose) glycohydrolase (gene Parg). The transcript has 12 exons. The coding region runs from base 417 to 2573 and encodes 718 amino acids. Gene Ontology annotation, cellular component: nucleus; cytoplasm. The record is from RefSeq and is a predicted model, not a curated record. NCBI's taxonomy places the organism in Eukaryota, Metazoa, Arthropoda, Insecta, Lepidoptera, Tortricidae. Gene Ontology annotation, molecular function: poly(ADP-ribose) glycohydrolase activity. Gene Ontology annotation, biological process: regulation of DNA repair; ATP generation from poly-ADP-D-ribose; nucleotide-sugar metabolic process.
UUCCUGUAAGCCGUUUGGAUGUAUCACAAAAAUACAUAAAUACAAAACUGAUUUUUGCGCAAUUUAGACGAAUAUUGCGUUUUAUUUGAUUAUACAUUGGACAUGUAGGCUUAUUUUUUUUUUAUAGGCGUACGAUAUUUUUUCAUCGGUACGAUAAUUUUGACACUAAAAUACGAUAAUUCUCUUCCGCUCACCUGGCAGCACUGAAGUAAACUGUAAACGUCAAAUAUAAUGUGUUAUUUACUCUUAUCUUAUUUUAUUUCUUUGAAUGAAAAUUAAUUUUACGCUUCAUUUUACAAGAAUAUUGUCUAAAAGCUACAAAGGUUAGCUUGAUUUGAAUAUUAUUAUUUUUUAAUCACAAGAGUAACAAUUAAAGUUCGUUUACAGUGGCAAGGCAUGAUUUUCGCGCGUCCGCAAUGACCACCGACAUGGAAAGUGAUAAUAACUGGCGAGGCGUUCCUUUAACCGAGAUAUGGGGGGCGCAGUCCCCGUGGGGAGCUCCAGAGUUCCCUUUAGUGGCUCCGGCAUUUAACCACACAGUGUUGUACCAUAUUCCGAGUAGCGGGUGCGUGCCGGGCGAUCGGCCGCCUAAACCGCAGAACGGACAAGACAAAUGGGACCAUGAUUUCGUCAGGAUGCCAUGCUCUAAUCAGAGUUUAUAUCCAGUUGAAGAUAGUUCAGGUGAGACACACUUAAAGAAGCGCUGGGGCUUAAUCCAGAGUGCCCUGUGGAAGCCAAUCCGGAACAGCCAAGAGCUGGCAGCAGCCAUAUUAAGCUACAACACACAGUUCAAAAACACUUGGAAGUUCAGAGCACUCCAUAAGCUGUUUAAUGAGCAUUUAGAGGAAGAGGAAUCCCAGUACUUCUUUGAUGUCACAUUGCCCGAGAUAGUUAAACUUGCACUUGAGUUGCCUAAAUUGAUACAGUCCCCUAUACCAUUGCUCAAACAGCACAAGAACCGGUCUAUAUCACUCUCACAGCAGCAAAUAUCGAGUUUGCUCGCAAACGCGUUCUUCUGUACAUUUCCACGGCGAAAUAGCACCAAGAAAAGUUCAGAAUAUGCCUCUUUCCCGCACAUCAACUUUAAUACUCUGUAUGAAACAUCGGGAUCAGAUUCCGUCUUGGAGAAGCUCAAGUGUCUGUGCCACUACUUUAGAAGAGUCUGCACUAAAGCCCCGGUCGGCGCGGUGACGUUCUCGCGCCGCUCCGUGCCGCCGCGGCGCUGCCCGGUCUGGGCACAGUCCGCCGCCUCGCUGGCCGCCGUGCCCCUACAUGUAGCCGCCAGUGGAACUAUUGAAGAUUCCGACGGUCUGGUGCAGCUCGACUUUGCUAACAAAUACCUCGGCGGGGGCGUGCUGGGAUACGGUUGUGUUCAGGAAGAAAUUCGUUUCGUGAUCUGUCCCGAGUUGUUGGUAUCCAUGCUGUUUACCGAAGUGCUACGGCCAAACGAAGCGCUCAUGAUCAUAGGUUGCGAACGCUACAGCAAGUACUCGGGCUACGGGUCGAGUUUCCAGUGGUCCGGCGACCACAGCGACGCCACCCCGCUGGACUCGUCGUGCCGGCGCCGCGCGGGCGUGCUGGCGCUGGACGCGCUGCCCUACGCCGCCGCGCCGCUGCAGUACCGCCCGCCGGCCGUCGCUAGGGAACUCAACAAGGCCUGGGUGGGAUUCACUUUCUACUCCGAGGAGCAGCCCACGGCCACCCAGUACCCCGGCAUAGCCACAGGGAACUGGGGCUGCGGGGCCUUCGGUGGCACCCCACAGCUCAAGACACUCAUACAGCUCAUGGCCUGUGCAGAAGCCCGGAGGCCUAUGGCGUACUACACGUUCAACGACGUGGGGAUUCGGGACGAGUUUGUGAACAUUUAUAACUUGCUGGCGAGAUAUAAUGUCACUGUCGGCCAACUAUACCAGUUAAUAGCGCGGUUCUGCAAGACGGACGUGCGCAAGGGCAACCUGCACGGCUUCAUAGAACACGCGCUGAAGAACGGACAACUGCCGCCGACCUGUCCGACGUCGGACACGGCGGGGUCGCCUGCCAGUGAACGGACACGACCGGACACGUCCGUACCGAGCGGCCAGGCGGAACCGACGGAGAGUACUACAAGGCAAACGGAGGUGGAGAAAAUGGAUGUUAGUGACACAUUGGACGUGAACGAAAUCGAACUCUCAGAGUCGCUACAAAAGGAGCUCCUCAAACAAUCACCGGACAUGUUCUCUCAAGACGAAUCUGACUCCCAAGAAACACAACUGUUAAACCACAGUGAAAGCGUGUCUAAAUCAACAAGCACAGAGGUUAACAAAAUGGCGGCCAGUUCAAACAAAAUGGCCGCUAGUAAUAGUAAAAGUCUUACUACAGAUUUGUUUGAAGAGAUGAACAAGCUUGAUCAGUCGAAUGGUAAGCUAAAUUUAUCUAAAGCACACACUAAUAUAUUGGACGAAUCUGUAAAAGUAAAUGAUGUUUCUAUGGAUUCGAGUGAGAAUACAGAGCAAAAUAAAUCAGAUCCCACUUCUGAGAUGAAAAGGAAGAUGGCUAAGAAAAUAACGGAUUAUUUCAGUAAAAAAGUUAUUUGAUGUAUAUACUGCUUAGUUACUUUAUAGUGUGUUCUGAUACUAACUUACAUCGUAUUUAAGAGUUGGCCUUGUUAACUUUGAAAGUUCUUGGCCUGUAGUCGACAUCAAAUAUAUGUUGACAUUUUCCGCCUUAUUACUGAGGCGAAUAUUUCAAAAGUGUAAACAUAUCUUUGACGUCUACUUUACAUUAGUCUACAUACAUAAAAAAAUGUUUAGACUAUAACAUCCUCACGUUGAAGUUUCCUUACAGUUAGUGCCUCUAGGUAAAUGUAAAAUGAAUAUAAUGUAUGAGUGUAUUUUUAUUAUUUUGAAAAUAAAAUAAAGUGUAUAGUACUAAU